Molecule: messenger RNA, 1219 nt
Organism: Exophiala viscosa
Lineage: Eukaryota; Fungi; Ascomycota; Eurotiomycetes; Chaetothyriales; Herpotrichiellaceae
Exons: 4
Coding region: 455-1219 (254 amino acids)
Cellular component (GO): cytoplasm
Molecular function (GO): alcohol dehydrogenase (NAD+) activity
Source: RefSeq, a predicted model, not a curated record
UUAUAGGAAGCAUUGUAAUCUAGAAUAUACUUACUCUUAUCUUCUCCAGUUUUGUUGUUCAGCCGAACAACGUCGUUGGCGGAUGAGCGGCGGACCAAGUGCGGACGAAGAGUCACUGGCUUACUAAGAAGAGGGACCAUUUGUGGAGCGAUUCGGACCAACUGCGCGCCCGUGCUAGCCAUGUCUGACGGCGCUGUAACGCCAAUACUGCGCUGGGGUGUUCCAGCAUGACGCUGGGCGUUCAGUAUACCUAGGGCAAUGUCAGAAAGUCGACGUCAGAAAGGCUGUUUUCUGACAAUACGUGGUCAGACAUACAUGGUAGUUCAUGGUGUGACUGUGGAUAGACCCGUCGACGGACCCUCAGCCUUCCAGCGUCUUGGCAGAUGCUUGAGCAUAUAUAACUUCGUUCUUCCGAAGUCAAAGUUCCUCGCGAUUUGGCAUAAAGCCAUCAAAGAUGCCAUCAACCGUCGUUCUAAUUAGCGGCGCCAACAGAGGUAUAGGCAAAGGUCUUCUCAAGCGGUACCUUGCCCGGCCAAACUAUACAGUCAUUGCAGCAAAUCGUGAUCCUGAGCAUGCGUCAUCCAAGGAACUGGCAGACCUGCCACGAGGGACGAACAGUCAUCUCAUUGUCGUCAAGGUCGACGCCGCAAAGGAAAAAGAUGCUAUCGAUGCGGUCAAAGAGCUCGAGAAGCAGGGAAUUGAGCACAUCGACUUGGUUAUCGCAAAUGCAGGCGCCGCGUAUGCCUUCGGCAAAGUGUCGGAGAUUAGUAUCGAUGAUGUGAAAGGUCAUUUCGAACCGAAUGUGUACGGCGUCGUGCGGUUGUACCAGGCGACCCUGCCGCUGCUGCUGAAAUCGUCGCAUCCGAAGUGGGCGACCGUGGGCUCCCUCGCGGGAAGUAUGGCGAAAUGGCUGACUGACAAUUUCCAAAAGAAACAACCCGAUGCUCCGAACUCUGCGUACGGGCCUUCAAAGGCCGCGGUGCACUGGUUCACCAAGGCAAUGGAUCGAGAGGAAGAAAAGCUUACCGCUUUUGUAAUCCACCCUGGCUGGGUUACAUCAGAUAUGGGUAACAUGGGCGCUCGACUUUUUGGGCUCGAGCAAGCUCCGGAUAGUCUUGACGAGUCCUGUGAUAACCUGGUUAAGCUGUUUGAUGAGGCCACAAAGGAGACGCAUGGUGGCAAGUUCUGGUGGCAUAACGGCAAGGAGGAAUCAUGGUAG